AUGAACGGCUACUUUCAAUGGAAGAUAACCUCCACAUUUCAUCUGGGCCCGACCGCGGAACAGAAACUGUUCGCAGCGUCAAUCCAUGCUUCUGUCUUCGGGAACAAGCCAUCCUUGAUUCUAUAUGACGGUCCGACCAAGGAAUAUCCCAUCAUGGCAACGCUCAAGGCCGACAAAUGGGGUCGCACCAGACCUGUUGACAUCACACUUCCUCCACGCCCACACGGCUACGACACGCAUGCGAUGGACGUGCAAAUGGUUCCAUCAUCCACGAAUCAUGUUUCCCCGACCUACACAUUUGAGACCCAACGGGCAGGAAAGGGUGUUGGGCGGGGGCGAUUUGAGUGGCGGAAAACCCAUGGAAAUGAGAUCAAGGAGCUGGCUACUGGUCAUUCAUAUGGUUGGAAGCUAGUAUGGCUGUCGGGACCAGUCAACAGCGCCGGUGGGAGCAGAAAAGAACGAGAAAUGGGGGUUGCCAGCGAUGGGACGGAGAUCGUGGCCCUCCUCGCGCACAAUGCCUCGUGGAGUAUGACGAAGGGGUUUCGGUUUGCCUUUUUGGGAACUGGGCUCACAGGCACCUUUGGCGAGCUUUGGGAGAUCUUGACUGUCACAUCGGCGUUGCAUCUUUGGUAUUUGGACUUUCAAGGUGCAACGGCCGCGGCCGCCGCUUCUUGA
Molecule: messenger RNA, 675 nt
Organism: Penicillium daleae
Lineage: Eukaryota; Fungi; Ascomycota; Eurotiomycetes; Eurotiales; Aspergillaceae
Exons: 1
Coding region: 1-675 (224 amino acids)
Source: RefSeq, a predicted model, not a curated record